Messenger RNA from Hevea brasiliensis (rubber tree), 2336 nucleotides. RefSeq names its product pentatricopeptide repeat-containing protein At5g66500, mitochondrial. Gene Ontology annotation, biological process: RNA modification. Gene Ontology annotation, molecular function: protein binding; RNA binding. Bases 548 to 2164 code for a protein of 538 amino acids. Lineage: Eukaryota; Viridiplantae; Streptophyta; Magnoliopsida; Malpighiales; Euphorbiaceae. The record is from RefSeq and is a predicted model, not a curated record. The transcript has a single exon.
CGAAAAAAAAUAAAAUAAAAUAAAAAAUAAAGGAAAGGCAGGUUAGCGAGACGAAGGAAGGGCAGAAGCAGUGGAGCAGAAAGAGAGAGAGAGAGAGAGAGAGAGAGAGAGAGAGAGUCCGGUGAGACCAGUAGAGGGGGGACGUCGGCGGUGAGCUAAGAGUAUAGAGAAAAAGAGGAAGAGUGGGAAGCAAAACUUCCUUCGCCGUUUCCGGUCAUUUUUGGCACCGGCGGAACUCGAAAGCCUUUCUCUGAAAUCGCUAGAAGUUGUUUCUGCCGCAAAAUCUGCAAAUGUUGAAGAUUUGAAAGCUUGUUCCCUGAAGAUUUUAACCUCCAAUCGUUGAAACGGCUGCAGUUUCAGAGCGUCACCACCCCAUCGCAGUUGCCGGAGUAUAGAGAACGCCCAGCAAGUGACGGCGUCGCUCGUUGAAUCCAAUAGCCGUGUCAUCGUCUGUAAAGAAUAAUUGUAGGUGGAUUUGCUUUCACAAUUCAUCUAUGUGCCGUAAUAGCAAGGAACAUGUAGUAUUCAUGACUCCCAAAAGCCAUUGAUGUUUGCUUCACAUCGCUUCAUUCUUCACCUAAACUUCCCGGCUAUAAUACAUAUUAAUGGUCAUGUCAAAGCCCUAACUGAUAGAAGUUAUGCUCACAUCAACCACUUGUUCGAUGCAUUUCCUCACAGAGAGCUCUACUCCCUUAACUGCCAACUCGCUUCUUUCUCUCGCAAUGGCAACUUCCUUGCCACAUGGGACCUCUUUUGCCACAUGCAUUGUUCUUGUCCUAAGUUUGAUGCUUAUACUUUCACACCAAUUCUCAGCGCUUGCUCUGCUUUGCCUGGCCCAGAACGUGGCAGACAAGUUCAUGCUCUAAUGAUCAAAACUGGCACUGAUAUAGGAACUGUGACCAAAACUGCUCUUAUUGAUAUGUAUUCCAAGUAUGGUUACUUUGGUGACUCAGUAAAGGCUUUCCAAGAAGUGAAAUUUAAAGAUGUUGUGACUUGGAAUUCUUUGCUUUCAAGUUUUGUAAAGCAUGGUCUUGCCAAGGAAGCACUUGGGGUUUUUUCAAAAAUGAGGAGGGAAGGAGUGCAAUUUAGUGAGUUCACACUGUGUUCUGUGCUUAAGGCUUGCGCCUUUAUCGAGGCUUUUCAACAAGGUAAGCAGGUUCAUGCCUUGGUGGUUGUAAUGGGCCGUGAUUUGGUUGUUUUGGGUACUGCUCUUAUUGAUUUCUACUCUAGCAUUGCGCAUAUUAGUGAAGCCAUGAAAGUCUUUUCUAGUUUGAGUUGGACGAAGGAUGAUAUAAUGUGCAAUUCUUUUAUUACUAGGUGUAUUCAGAAUAGGCGAUAUAAAGAGGCAUUUUCCAUAAUGAGUAUUAGGAAACCAAAUGUAGUUGCAUUUACUAGUGCUCUCACAGCUUGCUCUGAGAAUUUUGAUCUGUGGAUUGGUAGACAGAUCCACUGUGUGGCGACAAGAUUUGGAUUUACUUCAGAUACUCAACUGUGCAACAAAUUAAUAGACAUGUAUGCAAAAUGUGGAAAACUUUUGAAUGCUAGAUCAUUGUUUGAUGGGAUGUUUCAUAAAGAUGUUGUUUCUUGGACUAGCAUGAUUGAUGCAUAUGGUAGGCAUGGACAUGGCCAUGAAGCACUGGAACUGUUCAAUAAGAUGGAACAGGAGGGAACUAUGGUCUCCCCGAAUUCUGUGACAUUUCUUGCUGUUCUAUCAGCUUGUGGGCAUUCAGGGUUAGUGGAAGAAGGGCGAGAACUUUUCAACAUGGUUGAGAAGAAAUAUGGUUUACACCCUGGUGUGGAACAUUAUUCUUGCUUCAUAGAUAUCUUAGGCCGGGCUGGCCGAGUGGAAGAUGCAUGGUGCCUGUUUCGUGAUAUGGAGAAAAAUGGCAGUAGGCCAACAACUGCUGUAUGGGCAGCGCUUUUGAAUGCUUGCCGUCUUAAUUUGGAUGUUUCGCGAGGUGAGUUUGCUGCAAAGAAGCUCUUGGAAUUAGAACCAAAUAAUCCUGGGAAUUAUAUAAUGCUAUCCAAUUUUUAUGCGUCACUUGGAAUGUGGGAUUUUGUAGACAGCUUGAGAAGCCAAAUGAGGGAUAGUCGGCUGAUUAAGGAGGUGGGGAGUAGCUGGGUUACUGUUCCACUUAUGGUGCCAACUUCACUACAAAUUUGAAGUUUGAGAAGGGGUAUUUAAAUUUCUGCAUUUUUUAUAGACUUUGCUGACCAGGGGAAGGGGGAAAAGUAUAGGAGACGUAUAGUUGAAUGGCAAGAAAAUGAGAAGACAGAAAAGCUGUAAUGAUUCCAACAUUAUGGAUAUAUCAAUUUGGAUGAAUGCUUUAUUGAAA